Molecule: messenger RNA, 2391 nt
Organism: Ctenocephalides felis (cat flea)
Lineage: Eukaryota; Metazoa; Arthropoda; Insecta; Siphonaptera; Pulicidae
Product: disks large 1 tumor suppressor protein-like
Exons: 13
Coding region: 1-2166 (721 amino acids)
Biological process (GO): chemical synaptic transmission
Cellular component (GO): neuron projection; postsynaptic density membrane; neuromuscular junction
Molecular function (GO): kinase binding
Source: RefSeq, a predicted model, not a curated record
AUGAAUGGUGACGAUCCUGCGUCAUGGACAAUCCAAGAAGUGGUUCUCGAGCGCGGCGACACCGGCCUCGGUUUCAGCAUCGCGGGCGGCACGGACAAUCCGCACGUGGAACGCGACACCUCGAUCUAUGUCACGAAACUGAUCCCAGGUGGAGCGGCCUGCGCGGACGGGCGGCUGGCGGUCGACGACUGCAUAUUGCGCGUCAACGAUUGCGACGUGCAGGGCGUACCGCAUUCGGAAGCGGUCGAAGCGCUCAAGAGAGCUGGAAACACAGUCAAACUGUUGAUAAAACGACGCCGUCCUGCUGGUCCUCGCCUUAUGGAAUUGGAAUUGGUAAAAGGUGAUAAGGGACUUGGUUUUAGUAUUGCUGGUGGUAUUGGCAAUCAACACAUACCUGGAGAUAAUGGAAUUUACGUUACAAAAAUUAUGGAAGGCGGCGCAGCACAUGCCGAUGGCCGCCUGGCGGUCGGUGACAAGUUAGUGGCGGUGCGAAACACGGCGCAGGGCGAACGAGAUCUUCAAAACGUGACACACGAAGAAGCGGUUGCGACGCUUAAAGCGACUACGGAUAGAGUUGUGCUGCUCAUUGGAAAAACCGAACACCGACCUGAUUGUGUGACCGACAGCGCACCGUUGCGGGCUUCUACAGCAAAUUUACAUCAUUCACAAACUUUACCAAGACCUCUUACACCGAGAGCUGUAAGCCAGGAAGAUAUCUCUAGGGAGCCCCGUACAAUUGUUAUUAACAAAGGCAAUAGUGGCUUAGGUUUUAAUAUCGUGGGCGGUGAAGAUGGUGAAGGCAUUUUUGUAUCAUUUAUUUUGGCCGGUGGACCUGCGGAUGCUGGAGGUGAGUUGCGUCGUGGCGACCAGAUCAUCAGCGUUAACGGAGUUGAUCUGCGCAACGCAACGCACGAGGAGGCUGCACAAACAUUGAAGAGUACCGGACAGACGGUGACAAUAAUAGCACAGUAUCGUCCGGAUGAUUAUAACCGCUUUGAGGCCAAAAUAACCGAUCUAAAGCAAAAACUUAGCACAUCGGGCGGCACAUUGCUGCGCACUUCGCAAAAACGCACUUUGUUCGUGCGCGCGUUAUUCGACUACGACCCGAACCGCGAUGACGGUCUUCCGUCACGCGGACUGCCAUUCCGUCACGGCGAUAUUUUACACGUGACGAACGCCAGCGACGACGAAUGGUGGCAGGCUCGCCGGGUACCUCCUCCAGGAGGUGCUGAUGAAGGUACGGUUGGCAUAGUUCCUUCUCGCAAACGUUGGGAGAGGAAACAGAAGGCCAGAGAUCGCAGCGUGAAGUUCCAGGGACAACAGCCUGGACAAGUUGGGGAUAAGCAAAGCACGCUCGAUAGGAAGAAGAAAAAUAACUUUGCAUUCAGCAGAAAGUUUCCAUUUAUGAAGUCUAAAGAUGAUAAGAGCGAGGAUGGAUCUGAUCAGGAACCCCCUAAUCAACAUGGUGUCGAAUCUAAUGAUAAUGAAUCUCAUACAUUUAUGUUGUGCUACACUCAAGAUGAAGCAAAUCCCGAUGGCGAAGAAAACGUUCUUUCUUAUGAAGCUGUGCAACAAUUGACUAUAAAUUACACCAGACCAGUCAUAAUAUUAGGACCGCUCAAGGAUCGCGUCAAUGAUGAUUUGAUUUCCGAAUUUCCCGAAAAAUUCGGCAGCUGCGUACCUCAUACUACAAGACCGAAGAGAGGCUAUGAAGUGGAUGGUCGAGAUUAUCACUUCGUGGCAUCCCGCGAACAAAUGGAACGUGAUAUUCAAAAUCAUUUGUUUAUUGAAGCAGGACAGUACAAUGAUAAUUUAUAUGGAACUUCUGUAGCUUCUGUUCGUCAAGUUGCAGAAAAGGGUAAACAUUGCAUUUUAGAUGUGAGCGCUAAUGCUAUAAAACGACUUCAAGUCGCACAACUUUAUCCCAUUGCAAUAUUCAUCAAACCAAAAUCAAUUGAAUCUAUUAUGGAAAUGAAUAAACGAAUGACUGAAGAGCAGUCUAAGAAAACUUACGAACGUGCUCUAAAGAUGGAACAAGAAUUUGGAGAGUACUUUACAGCUAUUAUUCAAGGGGAUACACCGGAAGACAUCUACUUGAAAGUGAAGGAAGUAAUUUCUUCCCAAGCAGGUCCUAACAUUUGGGUGCCAUCUAGAGAAGCACUGUGACAAGGUCUGAUGCCUAAAGGGCCCUACACUUCAUGGACUGUUCCAUCGAAACGAAAUUCUCACAAAUCUAAUGGCUCAGUACCUUAAAUGUAAAAACUUUUUAUUGAUUAUAUUUUAAUUGUGUUGCUUGUUUAUUGUUGUAAUAAUAAUGACCUUUGAGUCUUUUUUUAACUUUGCGACUUCUAAAUUUUAUUUAUUGACUGGUUUUUAAACUUUUAACUGAAG